Mytilus californianus (California mussel) is the source of this 599-nucleotide messenger RNA. Its product is annotated as solute carrier family 46 member 3-like. Gene Ontology annotation, molecular function: transmembrane transporter activity. The coding region runs from base 1 to 525 and encodes 174 amino acids. Gene Ontology annotation, biological process: transmembrane transport. Lineage: Eukaryota; Metazoa; Mollusca; Bivalvia; Mytilida; Mytilidae. Gene Ontology annotation, cellular component: membrane. The record is from RefSeq and is a predicted model, not a curated record. The transcript has 6 exons.
AUGCAGAGUAUAGAAAAUGAAGAUAAAAGGACUCGCAUGACAUCCAAGGUAGCCUAUGAUCGAUCCGAGGAGGCACCAUUAUUGGUCUGUACUACAGAUGAGGUUAUAUCUCUUGUUGGAUGUAUAACCACCACAGCAGCAUUAAUCAUACAAGGAAUGGCUAAGACAAAUCUGAUGAUGUAUAUAGCUGCUAUAUCCAGUAUAGGAUGUAUUGUGACAAUGCCAAUGAUCAGAGGGAUAAUGUCCCGGAUGGCACCGCCUGAAAAGCAAGGAUCUAUUUUUGCUGGAGUGGCUGCUGUAGAAUCGUUUUCUAGUUUAUUUGGUACAGUGGUUAUCGGUAUAAUAUACGAUUCCACAGUAACUAUAUAUAGAGGACUUACAUUCUUGAUAUGGGCUGGAAUUGGAGGUGUUGGCAUCAUUCUGUCAUUAAUAUUGGUUAUGGAAAACAGGAAGCGACCAACAGUUAUACAUACCAGUCAGUCAAAUAUUGUGAUAAAAGUCGAUUCAUCAGUUACAGGAGAAUAAAUAUAAAUAUUAUGGGGCCUUCUCUGAAUUCAUGUCAACUGCCUGGCUUAAAAUUAAAUUUUCAUUUCGACGUC